Molecule: messenger RNA, 821 nt
Organism: Mucor mucedo
Lineage: Eukaryota; Fungi; Mucoromycota; Mucoromycetes; Mucorales; Mucoraceae
Exons: 2
Coding region: 69-512 (147 amino acids)
Biological process (GO): iron-sulfur cluster assembly
Cellular component (GO): mitochondrion; nucleus; cytosol
Molecular function (GO): cysteine desulfurase activity
Source: RefSeq, a predicted model, not a curated record
CGGCUUUAUUUUAACCAUGAGUCAAAAUAUUUAAAGUUUAUUUUUCACACUCUUACAUUUUGUAAUUAAUGCUCGCGAGAUCAAUCAAGAGAUCAUUUACUGUCGCCAACACUUGGAAACAAGCCAGUACCCUCGGUGCUAUACGUACCUUUAUACCUUCCACAGCAAGAAAUUUAGAAACCGUGAUAACACCUUCUCCAGACUCGCUUGGAUUUGAUGCAACUGCUGUCAAAAGUCAAAAAAACGAUAGACCCGUCUAUCUUGAUAUGCAAGCUACAAGUCCUUUAGAUCCUCGUGUUUUAGACGCCAUGAUGCCAUAUAUGAUGGAUUUAUAUGGAAAUCCUCAUUCUAGAACACAUACUUAUGGAUGGGAGUCGGAAAAGGCUGUUGACAAAGCAAGAGAAGUGAGUUUUUUUUUUGAGGGGUGGGGAAUUGCGGCAUGGCGGGGAUGUUCGGGAUACUACACACCCAUAGAGUUUUUCGGACGUUCAAAGCUCAAUUUUUUUGGUUAAUCUUAAUAUGGACAUUGUCGGGUUAUAGAAUUUUUUGUAUUUCGGUGGAACCGUUUUUGCCAAAAUAAAAAUGGUUCAAAUUGUUUAAAAAUAAUUAUUUUGAUUGGAUAGAAUUAUAGGCUUAAAAUGUAGAUUUUAUUUAAAAAAAAAUAAUGGAUGGCUUGGAUGCCAUACAGCCUUGCCAGCCAUUGGAAAUCCCUUCAGGAUGGUGUAAAAAAUGCAUAAAUUUAAUCCACUACUCCCAGAAGACUGUAAGACAGUAUGCAUUGUUCUAUAGAGCAUGUAUAGCCAGAUGCGUACAACAAACCU